Effrenium voratum is the source of this 2633-nucleotide messenger RNA. The record is from the annotation of a GenBank genome assembly. Lineage: Eukaryota; Dinophyceae; Suessiales; Symbiodiniaceae.
AAGCAAACGACAUCGAGACGUAGUGAGAGAUUGGUUUCCUGACCCAGGGUGCCUGUAUGGACCUAUGGACUCGCAUGUUGGCUUCGUUUUGUGGCGCUUGCAAGUCGCCGUGGAGGUGGCGAGAAGAAAGCAGGAGAAGUCGGAGCAGGAGCGCGAAGCAGCAGUGAGGCUUUGCGAGCAAAGGACCGCGCAGCUUCAGGAGAUGGUCAUCCAGGCGCAACAGCAGUGCCUGCAGACCAUCCGCGACUCCGAGGCCGCAGCAGCCAAGGCAAACAUGAGGGCAGAUGCUGCAGAAGCCAGAGCGCUUCAGGCCGAGUCUCAGCUGGCCCACCUUGCUCCGAGCGAGGAGCUCCCUAUGGAAGUUCCAGAGAAGGUUUCCAUAACGGUGACCCAGGCGGAGAGUGAAGAUGCCAAGGCCCCUGCGUCGGUGGGCCCUGUGAGCCCGGGCGGCGCCGGCGCCGGGCCGGGCCCUUUGAGCCCCUCGCGCAGUGCGAGCCCUGUCGCGAGCGGGCCGAUGCUGCCGGGCAUCCUGCAGCCAGGGGCGGUGGACAGAGGCAGCUCCUCGCCAGUACCUCUCUCGCCGGCCUCCCACCGCUCCGAGAUCGAGAAGAUGUUGGAGGAGCCGCCGGAGGAGGACGAGACCAAGAAGGAUGUGAAGACGCUUUUUGUCCAGUGUUUCAAGGAUGACCUUUUUCAGGAAAGGCAGCUGCUGAUGUCCCAGAUCAACAACCUUUUCAAGCUUCGGAACAAUGGCGAGGCAUUGCAAUACAAGGAGGCGGGGUACGAGAAGCUCCACAACUUCCUUACGGACAUCCCGGGCCUGUCGCUGAUCGGCGCGGGGAAUCGGAUGGAGUUGAAGCUGGGGGACCGGGACUCCUUCGAGCAGUUCUGCGACGACCUCCUCGAAGGCCGCGAGGAUCUGCCCAUCUUCGACCAGCCGAAGCCGGUGCCGGAGAGCUUUCAGCACAAGGUCAUUGAGGUCUUCCGCCGUUGCGGAAGUCGGGAGAUCCCCGCGAAGAAUUUCCGAGACAUGUGGAACUGCUUCUUCCCCCACGAGAAGCUGCAGUGCAAGGACUACGGCUACCGUGACGUGAAGGGCCUAUUGGCCAACAUCCCGGUGGUGGAGAAGGUGGGAGGCAAGAAUUCCACCAAAUACGUCCUGAAGACCGACGUUGACUUUGUGAAGGAGAAGGAGCCUCGUGAAGUGGAGGAAGGCAGAGUCCCGCAGCGCUUGGACAUUGGCAACCUCGUGUCCGGCGAGUUUAAACCGGACACCAUGCAGCCUGCAAUCAUCUCGACUGGCCUAUCCGGUGUCAAGCUUGAUAGCGAUAGCUCCGAGCCUUCGAGGCUUGUGAGACAGGCCCAGGCCCCUGGGAAUUGGGGCACUGGCCCGGCGCAGGCCUGGGACUACGGCUGGCAACAGGAUGCCGGCAGUCGCGUGCCUCCGAGCAUGCCUCCCUUCCUGGGCGCUGCGGAUCUGCAGUCGCAGUACAGAGUGAACGCGCAGCAGCAGUACUUGCAGCAGUCUCACAUGCAGCUGCCUAUGCAACAGCCGCUGCUGGACAUGCCGUCCGUGGCGGAGAGAACGCGCAGCACGCCUCAGCCGCAGCACGACCCUCGCUAUGGGCAGCAGAUGCAAGCGGAGGAGCUCAUGCGACUUCAGCAGCAGGUGCAGCAGCGGCUGAUACAGGAGCAGCAGCGACAGCAGCGGCAGCUGUUGCAGCAACAACUGGAGACAAUCCACCGGCCCCCUGCACCCGCGGCAACCUCCUUCCCCUCGCAGCUGAGCCGAGAGCAGUAUCAGCCGCCGCCACAAGACCACCUGCAGCCCUACUGGGGUGCCCAGCCAGGCGACAAGGAUGCAAGCUGCCCCAGGAGUACUGGGCAAGAUGUGCAAGCCAAAGGGCCAGAGCAAAUCGAUCAGGCGCCCGCAGGUGAGGAUGCCAGCUUGCACCUCGACCUCUUGCUUCGGGCAUCUUCCAAGAGCCUGGACGAUGCUGUUCCGCGGCCAGCUUUUGAGGACAGCCCUGCGACAGUGCAGACCCGGGCCUCGAGGCUGGACCGACCGCGGAAGUCGGCCAGUGCCUUUGUGACGUCUCCGGCCACCUUGCGCAACGCUGAUGAAGAUACGAUUCAUCAGUCCAAGUUCGAUGUGGGCUCCCUUUACCAGGGUCACCUGGAGACGCUGCAAAACGACCGGAACUGCAUGCUGGUCCACUUUGCGAAUGGGAGGAUCUUGUUCUCCAACGCCUGCUGCGAUAGGUUAUUUAGCCCGCUGACGCCGUUGCGACACCGGGAGGUCACGGAGAUCAUCGCAGAGGAGGAUCGGGUGAACUUCUCCUCACGAAUCAUGUACCUCAGCAUCGGUAAGUUCACAGUGAUGGAGAAGUCCACCUUCAAAAUCAUCACGGCCAAGGGGGUGGUUCCGGCGAACAUCUUCGGAGAGCACCUGAUGGGGAGUGUGUGGUGGAUGGACUGCGAACUCCUGGAAGACGAGGAGGAGGAAGCCUAAGGCGUCCGGUCGAAAUAUCCGGCGGAAAAGGCGGACGGAAGGCGGAUGGUGAAGCUGAGUGGCAGCAGCAGUGCCGGAUUUAGAGACUGACCUGGGGAAUACUCCUGGUUUUGGCUGAAGA